Molecule: messenger RNA, 3554 nt
Organism: Orussus abietinus
Lineage: Eukaryota; Metazoa; Arthropoda; Insecta; Hymenoptera; Orussidae
Product: beta-1,4-N-acetylgalactosaminyltransferase bre-4
Exons: 2
Coding region: 293-1285 (330 amino acids)
Biological process (GO): glycosphingolipid biosynthetic process; carbohydrate metabolic process
Molecular function (GO): N-acetyl-beta-glucosaminyl-derivative 4-beta-N-acetylgalactosaminyltransferase activity
Source: RefSeq, a predicted model, not a curated record
UUGGGUUGACGAAAGCGGACAAAAGUCUGAUAGGAAUUUUAUGUCGUUAUGUAUUCGUAUAUAAUUGGAGUAAAACUGUGUUAAAAAUUAAUGGAUGGAAUAUCAGCGAGUACCUGCAGGUCAAAAGUUACAUACGGAAAUGAUAUUAUUGCAUUACAUUUCAAGUGAAGAAAUAACGCGGAAGAAAUAAAAUUAGAAUGGAUUCCAAAAGUCGUUGGCAAGUACGUAUUGACAGCUUCGUAAACAACUGCCACGUUAGAAUAUCAAUUAAAACGUGAAUCCAGAUUCUACCAUGAGACACAUCACGACAGUCUUAAAAACGCUAAUUGCGUUCUUCCAUGAGUACGCUCGAGGCCUAUUCUACGUUGUGACCACAAUUCUAGUCCUGUGCUACUGCUUACAUCCGGCACGGUUUGCAUCUCACUAUGAGUACAUAAAUGCCAAAGACAUCAUCGGAGAGAUGGAAAGGUCUUACCCACCAAGAGAUAAUUCCUGUUCCAUAGUAGUCAGUGGUACGAGACCUUUACAAUUACUUUAUCCAGAAGAACACCCUCGAGAAGACCCAGUAGCCCUGGCUCGGCGACUUGGCAUUUUACCCGGAGGGCAAUGGAGGCCAUCUAAUUGCCAUCCACUCUUCAACAUUGCAAUAAUUUUACCUUAUCGUAAUCGGCGAUCGCAGCUUGCAAUAUUUAUGAAUUAUAUACACCCAUUUCUACAGUCACAGAAUUUGGAUUAUAGGAUAUUUGUAAUAGAACAAAGUCCUGUACAGGAAUUUAAUCGAGCAAAGUUAUUCAACGUUGGAUAUAUUGAGGCUACAAAGGUCAACGACUUUCACUGUUUCAUAUUUCAAGACAUCGAUUUGAUACCUCAGAAUCUAGACAAUAUUUAUGCAUGCACUAAGAUGCCCAGACACAUGAGUUCCAGUGUCAAUACAUUUAGAUACAACCUGCCUUAUACUGGCUUAUUUGGAGGGGCCAUAGCUGUGACGCGAAAGCAAUUCGAACAUGCCAAUGGUUUCUCUAAUGUCUUUUAUGGUUGGGGUGGGGAAGAUGAUGACUUUUACAGUCGACUUCAAAGUAAAGGAUUUAAGGUGACACGAUUCAGCCCAGAUGUUGCCCAGUACUAUAUGUUGACACAUAAGAAAGAACCACCUAGUAGUGCCAGAUUUGUAAAUCUUGAAACUGGUGCUCAGAGGUACGACAUAGAUGGAAUUAGUAAUCUGGAGUAUAAAGUAUUAAAUCAUCAAUUACGUCCACUUUAUUCGUGGAUAUUAGCUGAUGUAUAACAUAUAAGAUGUAUUAAAUCUUAUUUGUAACAAUUUCUUAGCGAUAAAUUGCAUAACAUGACUUGUUAUGAUACUUCUAGUACUGAAUGAUAUAAAUAAGAUUGUACUUUAUGGUAGUCAGAAAAUGUCUGAAAAGUGUACAAAAAUACUUUAUCAUAUUACACAUUGUCUGUUUUAUUUAGGCACUGAUAUUUUUUAUGAAGAUAUUUGUCUAAAUUAACUUUUUAGUAAAUACUAGACCAUUAUCAAAUCAAUAUACUCCAGGUUUCAGGCACAAAAAAUAGAACAAAUAUAGUAUUAUUUUUACUAUACUAAGUUUUUGAUUACGAAACUUGUUUCCACUUAUAAUAUUGGAUAAUUUUCUUUAUGCCAGAUAUCGAUACUCAAUUGAAAUGUCUCACGGUUUAAUACUCGUGUAGUUUUUAUAUCUGCAGUGCUUUUCCUAUGGCAAGAUUUUUAGUCUAAUAAAUUUUAGCUCGGUAUUUUCUUCCUCUACUUUAAGAACUUUUUAUAGCGAUCUUUCAUAUGACUGUACAGUUUUCUAUUCUUUUGAAAAUUAGAGCGAUAUCAGGCUGAAUAGGACCUUUCUAAUGUGAUUGACUGUUGAUCGAUAACAUAUUGCAUACCGAAUAGUGUCACUGUUACAUGUUGUAAACCCAUAUAUAUAGCAAAGUAUCGCAGCGAACUGUGAUACAUAGUAGCUAAAUUAUGUACCUGUGAUACCAUUUUUAAUGGAUAAAUUAAUAGUAAAAAAAAGAUUUACACUGCAGAUCUAGGCUCAUAUCUCAGUUUCAUUGUAAAACGCUUAAUGUAGAUGUCAAUCUGUCAAUAUGUAAACCAUUUUACACCGUUUACAUCUUCAUACUUUGUGCUUUAAUUAUCUUAAGUGUAUAUUUAUUGUAAUUUAUGUUGCCCAUUUUUAUGUUUCGCGUAUUUAUUUAUCAAACUUGUUUUACAGUAAGCUUGUGUAAAUAUAUAUGUUCAUAAGCUUGCUUGAAGAACAGAAACUUGUUUCAAGAUUAUGGGGAAUAAAUGCAAAGAUGGAUAAAGUUGUAAUGAGUUACUAUUCCUACUUACAUACAUAGAUACGUCUAAAUGAAACAAUCAGAUAAUACACGUGGGCCAAAAAUGUUUUUAAAAAAUGUAAGAAUUUAGUGUUCAUAUGCAUUACUAUGAUACUAAAGAAUGUAGUAUAAAGUUUUUAUCGUUGAAUUUAACUCGUCUUACUCAUGUCUUGAUUCGAGAAAAAACACUGCUCUGUUUACGAUUAAGUAAUACGUAUACCACACGAGCGUUUAUUAUAUUUUUCCGGAUUACUGUUUGGUUACAUGAAUCUGACAAGAGUUUAAACAACUGGAUUAAGUCUUAAGAGUGGUCGUAGAAAUGCAAGUGUAUAAAUGUCACAAUUAUGAGAUAUUUUCUAAGAGACGCAGGAAAAAAAAAAAGUUGUUGCCUACGCAGUGUCUUAUACGCGUGCUCGUGUCUACUAUUGCUUACAUGAACAAAUACCUGGAAUUAUUAGCUACAUUGUAAAGAAAAUAGAAAAUCAAAUAGAUGCAAUGUAGAUGCUUUACAUAUACAUGUAUGUAUACAGUAAACACAAUUUAUUCUAGAAUUAAUCUGAUCGUGUACAUCGUUGACGAAUCGCCAGUUUAUUAUCGACUAUAAUUACAUAAUCUUCGCUUUAGUAGUCAAGAAAAACAUUGUCGAGACUACUAUUAGAUCUGCACAAACUUUUAAUUCAUCCGUCAAUUAUAGUGUUGUACUGCUUCUAAAGCAAAGUAUUGUAGCAACAUGCCGACUCGAAGAAAAGAGAAGUAUGUUGAUGUUUAUAUAUACUCUGUAACAAGUGCAUUGAAUAAUAUAUACACUAUUGCCAUUUUAUAAGUUAUUCGAUGAUAAAGCUUGUAUUUCCUCUCGGCACUAUUCAUGAUCUGUGAUCAUUUUGUAUUAGAAAUCAAUAAUGUCGUUCCACUGUCUUAAGCCCAGGUUUAUGGUUGAAUUUGGAAACGUUAUUAAUUAGCGAUUUAAUUUCUGACUAAUGUUAAGAACCAAAGUAAUGAAACAUCAUUGGUGGAAUAAUUACUCGUUCUAUUAUGUUGUACUACGUUGCGUAUGGUAACGUGAAACAAGUUAAUGAACAGUGUUAUUGUCUGUUUAUACUAUGAUACAAUCAGUCUAGAGGUAAUGUCAAACACGGCACUGUGAUUAGUGUUUUCAGUGAAAUUACAGAAAUAAUUUCAUCACUUAAUAAAUGGAAUGAUCACUC